AUGUCUGCGCCGGCAACUAUAACAGCGAUACCUGCACAGCUCCAGGACAAAUUCGACCUCGGCAUUUGGCAUGUCCUCUUCAACUGGUCCACGCUCACCGUCGCCGUUAAAAAUCAAUGGGGCGGCCCCGACUCGUCAGAGAAGCGCGACUGGCUCGCUGGCCAAAUCAGUGAACUCUUCACUAACGAACCUUUGACCGACGCCGAAGACGUUGAAGUGAUGCUUCUCCAAAUCCUCGAAGACGAGUACGGCUGCCGGGUCGAAGACGAGACAGAAGUAGCAGUUGCAAAGGACAUCAUGGCGAUAAGGAAGGAGGUCGGCGAGGGGAAUACAGCAACGAUCGACGCACUGCACAAGAAGUGGGAGGCAAGAAAUGGCAAAGAGGUUGCCACAGGGGAUGUCAAUGUGAGGGAGAGCAAUCAAGAGGCGGACUGGGAUAGCGUGGAUGAGGAGAGUGACGAGGAUGGCGAUGUCGAUAUGGAUGACGCGCCCGCGUUGGUGCCUGCGAGACCGAAGGAGCCCAAGCCUGAGCCGGAGAUAGAUGAUGAUGGGUUUGAGAAGGUGGUCGGCAAGAAGAGGAGGUGA
Molecule: messenger RNA, 585 nt
Organism: Ascochyta rabiei
Lineage: Eukaryota; Fungi; Ascomycota; Dothideomycetes; Pleosporales; Didymellaceae
Product: rRNA accumulation- protein
Exons: 2
Coding region: 1-585 (194 amino acids)
Biological process (GO): maturation of SSU-rRNA from tricistronic rRNA transcript (SSU-rRNA, 5.8S rRNA, LSU-rRNA)
Cellular component (GO): nucleus
Source: RefSeq, a predicted model, not a curated record